This is a messenger RNA of Elaeis guineensis (African oil palm), 1085 nucleotides long. RefSeq lists its product as uncharacterized. Lineage: Eukaryota; Viridiplantae; Streptophyta; Magnoliopsida; Arecales; Arecaceae. The record is from RefSeq and is a predicted model, not a curated record.
ACUUAGCUGUAGAUACCCGCAUAUCUAUGUAAUUUUCCUGUCCCCGUAAGCAUCCUCCAUGCUAACGGCCACGGAUACGGCUUGUCUCUUUCUCUAUCAGAUGUCUCAAGUCAAGGAUAGACCCGAAAAUUUUUGCCACCAACUCAUUUUGUUCAAUUAUCUGCCUUCAAUCUCGCCAACAAUAAUUCCCAUGAUUACUCCUAAAGACCUCUAUAAAGGAAAUAACGAUCAUUUGGUGGCCAGAGACCAUAGGAGAGAGAUUGGGAGAUAGGGAUGAGAAUGGAUGAAUCCUUCAAGAGGCCAGGAUCCAUUCCAUUCAAGUGGGAGAUCCAACCAGGAAUUCCCAAGCCUGACACCCAGUCCACCACUUCCUCACCAUGGACAACCAAGCUCAGCCCCCCUCCUUCCAUGACACCUCCAUCCCAAUCCCCCAGGAUCUUCACCUCCCCAUUGAGGCCAAAGCUCAGUCCCCUUCCUUACAGCACUCCUCCAUCCCCUUUCCAGUCCCCCAGCAUUGCUCGCUCUGCUUCAGCUUCGCCAUCCAAGCGCCGUGGUCACCAGAUUCUUCAGUCUAAAAUCCAUGCUUUCUCUCAUGAGGUUGCUGUGGUUUCACAGGGCUGCUUUCCAGUUCCACCAAUCCGACGCAAGGAUGACAAGAAAAGCAUGGGCAGGGGAGGCAUCGAGAUGAACUUGCCAUCUCGGCAUCGUUCCAUGUCGAAUCGGAGCUCACCUUCCUUCUCGUCACCUUUCAGGAAGUCAUCUUGGGCAAGGGAUCAGGUGGAGGUUGCCGAUCGCUGGCUCUUUUAGGCCAGUGUUAAUGGAUUACAGCUUAUUUUUGUAUAAAAGGAUUGGAACAUCCACCAUCAGCGUAGCAAGUAUAAUCUCUGGUUGUAUACCUAGUCAACAGCUAUAUAGGCGUUUUGCUUGGAUUUUCAACAGAAUGAGCUGAAGUCUUAUGUUAAGCUUCAAAUUUCCAUUGCUGUUACAAUUAAAGGAGAAAGUACAAGAAGCAGCACUAAUCCAUGUUUGUACGAGUUUUCUUAUAACAGGUGCUUUAUCUAGAUCAAUAUUAGAAUGCAGAUAAA